Trichogramma pretiosum is the source of this 6569-nucleotide messenger RNA. RefSeq names its product zinc finger protein 436-like. Gene Ontology annotation, molecular function: DNA-binding transcription factor activity, RNA polymerase II-specific; RNA polymerase II cis-regulatory region sequence-specific DNA binding. Lineage: Eukaryota; Metazoa; Arthropoda; Insecta; Hymenoptera; Trichogrammatidae. The transcript has 2 exons. Gene Ontology annotation, cellular component: nucleus. The record is from RefSeq and is a predicted model, not a curated record. The coding region runs from base 451 to 2943 and encodes 830 amino acids. Gene Ontology annotation, biological process: regulation of transcription by RNA polymerase II.
CGCCGUCGUCGUCGACGUCGACCACCACCUCUUGGCUCGGAGGAAUCACCUCUUCUUCGUUGUUGUCGUAGUAGAUGUUAAAUUCCGCAAGCACAGCCUCUCCCGUACUUAAUAGUAUAGUGGCAGCGCAGUGGUAUAGUGGUAGUGCGCUCGUGUGUUUACGUCGCUCGCGCGAGCUUUGCGCGCGUCCAAGUGUUCGGUGCAGUGUGUAGUGUGUAGUGUGUGUGUGUGUGUAUGUAUCUGUGUGUGUGUAUUUUUAUAUAUACGACGAAUUGGAGCUUCGCGCGCUACGCCGUGACGUGGCUGCAGCCGACGCGAGCAGUCCACUAAGCAGUGUCUCUCCAGUUAUAUUUUCAUCAAAGGGUUACGGAGCCCCCGAGCCAUCGAAAGCUCCGACACUCGGUACGAGGCGGCUCCGCACUCGACUUUUGCAUCUCAGCUUUCUCCUUGAUGCUGCUGACGACGACACCGCGCGUAAGCAGCAAAAGUAGCAGCAGUCUACGCAGCUACGCUAUAAGUGCUGGUGGUGGUAGUAGUGGCGGCGGCCAGACUAGCAGACGACAAAAGCUCGGGCCGCAAGCGCCGCCGCCGCAGCGACGAAAACUGAGCCGAGUCAGCGCCCGCCACGCCAGUAACAAUAACAACAAUAACGUCAACAACGACGAGUUGGAAAAGCCAAAGAAGACGAUGGCCUCUUCCACGUCGUCCUCGUCAUCCUCCGGUCGUCCCUACAAUUUGAGACUGAGAGGAAGGAUGACCAACACGCAGAGCAUCGAGGCCGUGGCAGCCGGACCCCAUCACCACCACCACCAGGUCGAGAGCGUCCAACUCACGGAGCUGCGGCCGGUCGAGCAGUCGCGCAUCAAGCAGAGCUACGGCGACGACACCGACGACAACUGCAACGACACGAGCAGCGUCGGCACCGACGGCCUCCGCGUGCUCCGCAGCUUCUCCGCUCGACGUAGCUCCCAGGACCAACAGCAGCAGCAGCAACAACAACAGUCGUAUCCUCGCAGACGCAAAUCCGAGCGUUGGAAGCAUCUGCGCGCCGCCUCGCGAGAUUUCGGUAUCAACAGCGACGAGGGUGACGAAGAGGAGGAGGAGGAGGAGUUGUAUCCGCUGGAGACACGACCGACUAGGCAAACCAAGAUGGCUAAAUACACGAUCGACAAUUCGCUGCACAGCGACGAGUUCGAGGACGUGGACGAGGUCGACGAGGAGGAGGAGGUGAACGACGAGGACGAUCCCUUCUUCGGGGUCAACGGCGACUUUGACUAUCUCGAUCACAAUCCGGACGAGAUCUACGUGUACAGGCAGCGAGAGCCCACCAGUCCCCAGAAGCUCAGCAGCGUCGUGGUCGAGCAGGAGCAGCAGCAGCAGCAACCACAACAGCAGUCGCAGCAGCAGCAGGAGGAGGCUUACAAGCCAAGGAGACGAGGCAGGCCGAGGAAGAACAGUUUCACCAAGCAGCAGCAAGCGGAAAGCGACAACAAGAAGAAGCAGCAACCCUCGCGAGAGCAGUCGGAGAAGGAGCUGCAGAGCAAGAUCAACGACAUAAUCGAGGCCAAUUGUCUGCUCGAGCAACAGCAGGACAAGGACAACGAGCAAAAGGUCCCGAUUCCGACUCAGAGGAGAAAGAGCAGUGGUAGCGACGAUCCCGCGAACGAGAAGAAGUACAAGUGCAGCGAGUGCGAGGCGCGCUUCAAGGGCAGCGGCGGUCUGCGCAACCACUACAAGGUCACCCACGCCCGGGGCCCGCUCUUCAAGUGCGACGAGUGCGGCAAGGAGUUCCCGCUCAAGGAGCGUUUGAAGCUGCACGUGCGCACCCACACGGGCUUCAAGCCCUACCAGUGCCCCGAGUGCUCCAAGAGCUUCGCCCGGGGCGGCCAGCUGGUCCAGCAUCAGCGCACCCACAGCCAGAUCAAGCCCUAUCGUUGCGAGCUGUGCCCGGGCACCUUCACCUGCGCGGCCAAUCUCGCCCUCCAUCUGAAGAGACACAGUGGGCAAAAGGAUCACAAGUGUCACGUGUGCGGCCGCGGCUUCGUGCGCCGCGACGCCCUCAAGAAGCACCUCGAGUGUCUUCAUCGCGACGUCAAGAGCUUCCUCUGCACGAUCUGCAACAAGACCCUCAAAGGCCAUCUGCCGCAGCACAUGAGGACGCACGCGCGCGAGCGCCCCCAUCAGUGCGCCACGUGCGGCCAGCGUUUCGCCCAGAAGAGCCAGCUGACCGUGCACCAGAGGACGCACUCGGGCCAGAGGCCGUUCCGCUGCCUCGUCUGCUGGCAGGCGUUCGCCCACUCGACGGCGCUCAAACUGCACACGCGACGUCACACGGGCGAGCGGCCUUUUAAGUGCGCCGAGUGCAGCGCCGGCUUCUCCCAGCUGCCCCACUGGAAGAAGCACAUGAGGUGUAUACACGGGAGGUUGGAGCCGUAUAGGUGCGACAGGUGCUCGAGGCACUUCAGAAUGAAGAACGACCUGGAGGCGCACGAGAAGGAGUGCAACAACAACAACAACGAUCAAGCGGUAGAGGGGGGAGGAGGAGGAGGUGCUAAAUUAUCGCAGGACGCGACGACGAUCUUCGCGGAAUCGGCGGCGGCGGCUACGGCGGACGUGUCGCCCAGUGCCCUGGCCCGCUACCAGAACUGCUCCGUGGAAAAGCUCAGGCUGCUGCUGGCCGUACUGCUCAAACGCAUCUCCAAGCCCGAGCGUCUCGACGAGCUGGGCUUCGGCAAGCGACUGAUCGACGACGUGCUGCACGACUCGCUCCUCGCAGCGGACAAGCCCGCCACCAAGAUCGGCCCGGAGGUGAGCGAGUUCACGGCGCUGCACAAGAAUCUCGCCGUGUUCCUGGAGUGGACGGUGCCCAAGCCACACUGGGAGCAGUUCCGCCAGAUGAACAGGACGCCCGAGGAGAUUCUGGAGACGCUCACCGCCACGUAAAGAGACGAACGUGCCAACGUAGGGGGCGAGUCGCGCUCGCGCGCACGAGUACCCGCGUGUGAUUUCUAAGACCUGUUGAAGUAGGGCAUUUUCGCAGGGCUUAUUAUAGAAGAGAGAAAAAAACACGACGACCCCCCUCGAUACAUAAAAAAGGCGCCGCACGCACUCGAUGUGUAUCGAGUUUGCCCAAGAGUCGAGCAUUUAUAUACAUAUUAUAUGUAUGUAUACACACAGACGCAGAAAAUUGCCGAGCUCUGCUCCUUUUUUCCGCUCGUCGUUCUUUAUAUAUAUCACCGGGACUGCGCACUCGAUUUCAUUAAUUCCACACGAGUUCGAGUGCGCGCGUGCGAUACACCGCUUGUAUUAUAUCGUAUAUACGAGGCGAUGAUUAACGCGGAAAUUUAUGCGUAUACGAAACCCCGAAUUUAUCAAAGGGUUUCUGGUACUUAUCGAAAGAGUCGCGAAGAAAGACGCGUUACAGAAUUGAAAGAAAAAAACUUAUGCAACGAUAUGAGUUCUCCAUUGUCUUGCUUACAAACUGCCACGAUCAAAGUUCACUCGAAGACAUAUAUAUUCUUCCCAGGCUAGUAUAUAGCGAUUGGAAAAAGAGCCGUGGCGCGUUUUUAAUCGACGCGAGCGGUGAUUUAGCGAUAUCGUUCGUUCGCUGAUCGAUAUGAUAUACUAUAUUAUAUAUAGACGAAAAUUUAAUCGAAAACGAAUUAAAAAAUAAUAAUUAUAAAACAAGUUGGCACGUGAUUACGCACGUAACGCACGUAUUUAUUAUUAUCAUUGUAUGAAUGUAUAUUGUAUAUUAUUUAUACACAAGUAUAUUCGACACAUACACACGAAAGAUAAAAAUUAAUUGCACCGCCUUUUGAUCUACCUGCUAAUAUGUAUUAUCCAAAAAAAGUUAAAAUAAAAAACGAGAGAAGCGAGCGUACGCAAAAUUUGCGUACAAAAUAUAACGAUAAAUGUACACAGGCCGUGUGUAUACUACGAAGCGCGAGCUGCGCGCGAAUAACUGGCGCCAAAUCGCACGUUAUAAAAAGAAAAAAUAAUCAUUAUUAACGAGUGAUUUCGAUGCUGCGAGCGUAUACCGAAGCAAAAAAGAGCGCCGUAGAAGUGUACGUACGCAUUGAGCGACACCAGAUCCACUUGCAUACGUACGCGGUAUACACAUAUACGUAUGUGCGCGGUGACAAUUAAAAUAUGUAACUUACUUAUACGCGUGAGAAAGCGAGAAGCAAAAGAGAGAAAAAAAUUCAAUGCGCGCGUCGAGACUCUCUCAUUGUGUUCACGUGGAGGCAUGUAUGACUUAAAACGAAAAAAACAUAAAGACCGAAGCAUAAGUAAGACCUAUAUCAUUAUAAUUAUUUAUCAUUACGAUUUAUUGUAUAAUUUGCCCGUCGAUCGACGCGGCAUGAUUCAAUUGUGAUUCGAAAAUCAAAAAUUCUUUAAGUAUAAUUUUUAAUCGAUAAUUACGCCUAUGUAUAUGAUUUAGCUUGUAUUGCGGAAAUUCAAUUGUGAUUUGAAAAUCAAAAGAAACAUUUUCUUAGCGAGUAAUAUAUAUAUUGCGUUUAACGUUGUGUAGCAUUAUCAUCGUCUUUUUUACGUACACUGUAUACGGUCGAAAUUCGAUGCUCUUUCGUUGUCGAUUUUAUUAUAUAUCGAAUUACGUUUCACGAUACAUUUUUCUGACGUAUACUUCGUUCGAACUGCGCGAGCUUUUUUGAUAUGAAUAUAUGACAAAUAUACACGACGUAUUUUUCAACGAUGCGCUUACAUAAUCAGCUGACUCCAUGCAAAAAAAGAAAGAAAGAAAGAAAGAAAGGAAAUAGGAAAUCACACCGGAGACCAAUGCGAUAAAGAGAGAGAAAAAAAUAACGGAACAUUAUCAUAGCUAGAAAAUAAGUGAAUGUGAAUCGACAAUAACGAGAAAAAAAAACUUGAGCGUUUUAAAUGUAUACAACACAGCAACACGGCUAAUUUAUAUCCCGCGAGUUCGUGAACGAAACAUGAUCAUUUUAAAUGUUUACACGAUAUUAUAUAUUAUAUAUUAUAUUAUACAGUAACCGAAGAAAUAUUUCAACGCCUAUUGUGUGAGUAAUCUUAGAAAGGGAAUAUGCGAUUAAUUUUUUAAUGUACAAAGGUGCUACGUUCGAAACGUUAUGUAGGGUUGAAUUUAUUGAUAAUUAAAAUUUACCACUCGUUUCUCAUGCAAAUGAUGACGGACCGAGGAGUCUGCUUAUUAAUUUUGAGGAAUGAAUUUUCUUCUUCUUUUUUUCAACGAUGGCAAAUUGAACCGAUUUUCCGUUGUGCAUAUAUGCUGUAUUGUAAGCACGCGUAGAUAAUAUUGUAGUUACCGUUUGCACGAACAACGUAAAUAUUUAUCUAGAAAAACGAGCACUUUCCGAUAAUAACAAAAAAAACACUGUAACCUUAUGAAUUUCAAUCCGACUGUGAAUGGAGUGACCGAGUGAGAGUUUGAAGUGUAAACAAUCAUGUAAAAAAGAAUGCAUUAAUUAUUAUGUUACUUAUUAUUAUCAUUAGUAAAACGAGUGCCAAAGCUAUGUAAAAUUAUUUUAUUAUUCGUGUGAUUUUGCGAAUAUUUCGAAUGAUUUUUAAUUAAAAAAAACUAUUUUUUAGGCAUACCAAAGCGAGGUUUAACGAGUGUGUAUGUACUUACGUCUGAUUAUAAAGCGAGAAAUCCUUUACAAAGUCCAAACAGUUAUUUGGAUACUUUCUUCGGGGGGUUAGUUAAUGAUUUUUUCCCGAUGUAAUAGUUCGUAAUCGAUAGCAACAUAUCGUUAUCAUAGGGCAAAAAUGACUGAAGUUAUACAAUAUAUAUCUUGAUAAAACAUGUCUUGGCUCAGGAAAAAAAAACGUAACGAUUUUAUACUUACGAGUAAAAAAAAAGAGAGAGAGAAACUAUUGUUUUAGAUAAGUGCCAUGAAAGUUCAUUUAUUGAAAAAUAUUACUUAUUGUCGAUACUAAAAAAGUAAAAAAAAAAAAAAACAAAUUUAACGUGAUGAAACUGAAUCAAAAGUAAUUUAUAGAGCCUUAAAAUGUAAGUUCGAAUGUUUUAUGUAAAUAACAUAAAAUUUUUAAAAAUGCGUACUUUAAUCCGAUGUAAUUCGAUUGAUAUGUAGAAAUUUAUUGCCAUUUUGCCGUGUCGUUCCAGGUAAAGGUCAAUGAAACAUGGUAUUAUUAUAAAAUUCUUACGAUUACGAAAAAAAAAAGCACAAAAAAAUAAUUAUAUAAAAUUAUAAUGCACAAAUUGAAAAUACUUGGUAAUGGAAUUACUAUUCAACCUCGAUGUUGUUGAGUCUAAUCGAGAACGAGAAAAAAAAAAUUUAGGUAACGUUUGACAAUUGCUGAACAUAAUGUGUAAUCAAUAAUGUCUUCCUUUUUUUCAAUAUAAUAAUAAUAUUAAAAAAGACACGAUACAAUAGUUUUGUUUUGAUUCAAAAGAAGUCACAACGCGCGUCAUCAUCGUCGUCGCGAUUCAAACAAAAGAGAGAAAAAAAAAACAUACGUGGUUGAUAAUAACUAGGUAUUAAGACAAAUCAGCAUAAAACCCGUCUCAUUGUUAGAUUCCCAGUAUAAAAUUCUCCAGUAACAAAAAA